This is a messenger RNA of Caenorhabditis remanei, 1077 nucleotides long. RefSeq lists its product as uncharacterized. NCBI's taxonomy places the organism in Eukaryota, Metazoa, Nematoda, Chromadorea, Rhabditida, Rhabditidae. Gene Ontology annotation, molecular function: L-threonine 3-dehydrogenase activity. Gene Ontology annotation, biological process: L-threonine catabolic process. The record is from RefSeq and is a predicted model, not a curated record. The transcript has 5 exons. Bases 1 to 1077 code for a protein of 358 amino acids.
AUGAACAACUUGAAAGUGUUCGGACGACUCCAAAUCGCAAAAAGAAGCUAUUCCCCGCUUCCAGUCGACCCAUUAUUACGGUUUAAAACUAUUAGUCAAACACAAAAAGCUCCAAAAGUUUUAAUAACUGGAUCUCUCGGACAACUCGGUAGAGGACUCAACUCAGUCUACAAAUAUAUGUAUGGAUCAGAAUGCGUGGUGAUGAGUGAUAUCGUCAGACUUCCUGCAAAUGCCACAGAUGUUUCUGAUUACAACUAUCUGGAUAUCUUGAAUCAAUCAUCAAUCGAAGAAAUCGUUGUCAACAGAAAUAUUGAUACAAUCGUUCACUUCUCAGCACUUUUAUCAGCAGUUGGAGAGCAGAAUGUCCCAUUGGCUUUGCAAGUGAAUUGCAGAGGAGUUGAGAAUAUUCUUCAAGUUGCAGCAAAACACAAACUCCGAGUCUUUAUCCCAUCCACAAUCGGAGCAUUCGGUCCAACGACUCCCAGGGAAAACACACCAGAUCUCACAGUACAGUGCCCCACAACUAUUUAUGGAGUCAGUAAAGUAUAUGCUGAACGACUCGGAGAAUACUUCAAUCACAGAUUCGGAGUUGACUUCAGAAGUAUGAGAUUCCCGGGUAUUAUCUCUGCAACGAAGCCAGGUGGUGGAACUACUGACUACGCAAUUCAAAUCUUCUACGAUGCACUCCAAAAAGGAAAACACACUUGCUACCUGCGACCAGACACUCGUUUACCAAUGAUGUACGACACCGAUUGUAUGGCUUCAAUCAUUCAGUUAUUGUCUGCUGAAAGCGAAACAUUGAAGAGAAGAACGUACAAUGUAACUGGAUUUUCAUUCACACCAGAGGAAAUUGCUGAUGCAAUUCGACGAGUGAUACCAAGUUUCGAGAUUGAUUACGAUAUCUGUCCAAUAAGACAAGCUAUUGCUGACUCAUGGCCAAUGUCAUUGGACGACAGUGAAGCACGCAAAGAUUGGGGAUGGAAUCCAGAGUACGGACUCGAAGAAACAGUUCAAGUCAUGUUCGCAUUGCUGAGAAGAGAAGAAGAUAAACCGACAAAGAUAGUCUCGACUGCAUGA